CCCCUUUUCACUGUCUGGUAACCCUUGGGAUUGCUCCUCUAGGAAUAAUAUAAUUCCCCUCUGACUCUCUUGAUACAACAACCUCAUCAUGGGCAAGCUUCUAGUCCUCUGUGCAGUGAUUCUUGCUUGCAUCAGUGUUGGAGCUGCUGUGCAGUGCUUGAAAUGCUCGUUCACAUUUUUUGACAUCCCCUGCCACACCACAACUGUCACCUGCGAAGCUGGACAGGUGUGUGCUACCAUCCGAGGAAGAGCAGCUGGACAGAAGUUGAUCAAGAAGAGAAACUGUGUCGAUUCAGACAAAUGCAAUAAGAACGAGACUGCCUCCUUUGCUGGAAUCAGCUACGUCACCACCUAUGACUGCUGCGAAGGCGACUUCUGCAAUUCAGCUGCCACCUUGCCCUCUGCCCACCUCUCCUUGCCCAUGGUCCUGGCUAUGCUGGGUGUCUGGUUUGUUCGCCUCCUCUAAUUGCCUCCUCUAAUCCACCUCAGAAAGCAAUUUCUAUAGGAUGCGAAAAGAAAAAAUAAAAUUAGGCUUACCAAACACUGUAUCAAAUAGGUUUCCCUCUUCCAUGUUUUGUUUUGUUUUUUUAACUUAAAGGGCCCUUUGUUAACAAAUUAUGGCUUGUAUUUCUUUCUAAAUGUCUGCUACUUUUAAAUCAAAUGAACCAGUGAUGCGUGGAAAAUGUUACUUUUGGAGGAAGAGUGUCUGGAGGAAAAAAAAGUCUCCCCUUUUGAACAAUGCUCUUUUGAUUUUACUUUUUGAUUUGUGGAGGGAUACACAGACAACGAUUUUACUGCAAAAUUUACUGGGCAUCUGUCUGAUAAAUCAUGUAUUUUUCUAGAGGUAACUAAGCUACUUUAGGAUGAGAGAGUUCAACAUAAAUUGCAUUCAUUAGUUUUGACUAUCUGGAAAUUGCCUUUCCAGUAGGUUUAACAUGUACAUUGUGUUAAAGUCACAAGCUGGUAAAACAAUUUCCAGUAUCCACUUUCUGGCGCUGGUGUGAGCAGACAGCAAGACUGAACCACAUGAUCUCUUGGGUGCCUGUUGAGUGGGAAAAUGCCCCUGAAUAUCUUAUACCUUUGCUGGGGAUUUGGGGAUAUAUUCUCACUUCACAUAAGGCCUAGCUAGAUCUCAUACACUGAGGAUAUUCUUUGCAGAUGCCGUGAAAAUCUGAAGCUGAAUUUGGAUUCAUUUUUCUUUUCCAUCUUGGUUCCCCCUCCUUUUAUUCACCACAUCAAUACAUGCUUUUCCAGAUCUAUUCAUUCCUUGCUAGUCUCUAUUUAGAGAGACAGUGUAGUGUAGUGGUUUGACUAUUAAACUAUGACUCUGGAGACAAGAGUUUGAUUCCUCGCUUGACCAUUGCAACCACAGUGAGAUGUUGAGUGAGCCACAUACUUUCAGCCCCAGAAAACCCAGUGACAGCAUCGCCAUAAAUCGAAAACAACUUAAAAUCACACAACAACUCUAUUUAGCCUGAUGCAAUAAAGAACAGGGCUCCUGUCCCUUCCGUGGCUGUGUAGAAGUGGACAUUUGUUGUGUGACACUUGCUGAAUUUCUGUUUUCUACACAAGCAAAAAAGGUACAGGAAACCUGUCCUUUAUUUCACCUAGCAAUCUUACUUUAGUCCAGAGCUGGGGAAAUCUUUGGGAAACCCUCUAUAGGUUUUGGGCUACAACUCCCAUCAGCCCCAUAUGCCAUGAAGGAAGGGAUAGGCCAAAAUAUCUGGAAGGCCAAAUGUUCCUCAGGCCCCAUUUACUUUGUUCUUAGCAUUUUCGCCCACUUAGUGUUUUCUAUCCCUCUUCUCUCCUUCCUCUUGUUAAUAGACUCUUUCUAGCCUCCUUCACAGCAAGUGUAUUCCACUCCCUUCCCAGUUAUCUGCCAUCUGACUCACUCAAGAUAUAACCACUUUUCCCUCUUUUCAUCAGUUAGGCUUUGGCAUGUUUACACACACACACACACACACACACACUGCACUCCACCUGCUCCUGAUGACACACUGAUGGCAGCAAGUCAAUGAGGGAGACAGGCCAAAUGUUGGAGGACUCCAGACUGUAGUUACCCAACACAGAGUGCACGUUUUCAGCAUUGGAGGCAUGCCAGCAUCCAGAUAUAGAAAAUCAAGCAUACUAGCUGAACAGAGAACUGUAAACAUUUAUUUUUAGUUGUUGCUACAAGUUUUUCAUGCUGCCAGGAUACGGAUUGAAAUUUGCCAGCAGCUCCACAUUUUAUCUUGAGACAUACAUAUUUUUAAACCAGGGGUUGAGGGGAAAUAUUUUGUUCUCCUCAUGUUUUGGAGUCCCAUCUCUCACAAGAUCCACCCAGUCAUGGCAGCCAGUCCUUUGAAAGUUGCUCUCCAAAACAAGAGGCCAAAAGUCCUUUACUCCCGUUUUAAAAGUACACAUGUAGCUGCAUACAUUUCCAGCCAUCUGUAAGUUCACAUGGCAGGAAGGAAAAGGUGAAGUUCGAAACACAAAAACACACAUUUCUACAUCCAGCCUGUCUUUCUCUAAGUACCUGCUGGCAGGACAAUGUGCAGCCUUGUCUUUGUGGACAAUUUAGGGAGUGACACUCUAAUCAAUGUUCAUCUUCAGAAUUUGGCAGGGCCAAACAUUUCAAGCAUUGCCUUACCAAGUGCCUUCGCGCCAUGUACAUGCACUUCUUGAAUAAUCUAGAAAUAGGAUGGUAGAUUAGAUGACCUCUUGAUUCUUUUUAAUUCAAGAAUUGUUUCUGUUGACCUUUUGCUUCUCAAAAUGGCAGUUGUGUCAACAAGAUACAUGUUUCAGUGACAAUCAAAAACCUGGAAACAGAUGCUCCCCAAAUAUAGCAUUGCCUUACCUUGUGCUUGUGCCAUGUACCUGCGCUUCUUGAACAAUACAGAAAUGGAAUGUAGACUAGAUGACCUCUUGAUUAUUAUUAUUUAUUCAAGAGAUGUUUUUGCUGAAGUUUUGCUUCUCAAAGUGACACUUCUGUCAACAAAAUGCAUGUUUCAAUGGCAACCAAAAACCUGGAAAUAGGUGCUCCCCAAAUACAACAGGACACUAAAAGACACUGAAACAGUAUGUAGACUAUGUUGUAGUCCACUAUAUCUUAACAGUACCAGGUUGUCUGGAUAGAAAAUAAGCUUUUUAUCUUUCCUCAUGUGUCUAUGUAAAAAAACUUGCAUUUUUAAAAAUGAUUCCUAGUUUGGAUUCUAGAAUGUCAAUUGUUUUAGAAAUUUUUUAACCUUCAAAGGUGUGGCUAGCUGUUAUUAACGCAUUUUAAAACACAUCAGUUUCUCCCCCCACUGCACACACAUACCCAGCAAGAAGACCCCAAACUGUUAUCCAGUAUAUAUUUCUAUAUUUUUUAAGGAUAAGGUGCUUUAAUAAUAGAAGUUCAAAUUUUAUUUUGAAGUAGAAAAGGAAUCAACUUUUGCAGCACUUUUAGGUUGCAGUUUUGUACCUCAGUACCUGGAAAUAAACAUAAUGGAGACUCAAGAAGGAAUGAAUUGUGAUGUUCUUAUAUAAAAUUAAAUAUGAUUCAUUUGUAUAACUGAGUUUAUCAUAUUUUGAAACCCACUUCAAAGAUGGCUGAAACUGUUCCUUAUCAAAUGGAGCAAAGUCUCUGAUUUCUGUUUCUGUGCCUGCACAUUUUGAGUUGAUGCUUGCAUACCAAAUAUCUGAAGGGAAUUUUUUAAAAACUGCUUUGUUUAUCAAAUUACUGGGUACUGCUAGCCCUGGCAGAUGCAAACUGGCUUUGGAAAAUACAGUGUUUCCCUCUGCUGGCACCUCUGAGAUUGGCAGGCUGCCUCAGCUGGCAUCCCUCCUCCAUUUGCGUGUUCUGUUAUUUCUGAAUCGAGUCAAAAAGAUUGCUGUGCUGAAUAAAGUUUGACUUGAUAUGAA
Sceloporus undulatus (fence lizard) is the source of this 3882-nucleotide messenger RNA. RefSeq names its product sperm acrosome membrane-associated protein 4-like. The record is from RefSeq and is a predicted model, not a curated record. The coding region runs from base 89 to 466 and encodes 125 amino acids. Lineage: Eukaryota; Metazoa; Chordata; Lepidosauria; Squamata; Phrynosomatidae. The transcript is spliced from 3 exons.